Messenger RNA from Lathyrus oleraceus (garden pea), 1201 nucleotides. Its product is annotated as LOB domain-containing protein 37. The transcript is spliced from 2 exons. The record is from RefSeq and is a predicted model, not a curated record. The coding region runs from base 206 to 892 and encodes 228 amino acids. Lineage: Eukaryota; Viridiplantae; Streptophyta; Magnoliopsida; Fabales; Fabaceae. Gene Ontology annotation, biological process: regulation of gene expression.
AACCUAACCAUAGUUAACUCCUAACCGUACUUCAUUACCACCCACUCACUCAUUCUCGUUCUCUAUUCUCCUCUUCCUACUCUUUAUUUAUACCCCAUUUACACCUGCACCCUAGUUCCAUUCCCUUCUGCUUCACCUCUUCUCCUUCUUCUCCUCAUGUGAACGCUAUUUCACUACAAUAAUACUACAACACUUCAAAAUAAACAUGAGUUGCAACGGUUGCCGUGUCCUUAGAAAGGGUUGUAGUGAGUCUUGUAUCUUACGCCCUUGUAUUCAAUGGAUCGAUACCCCUGAAUCACAAGGCUAUGCCACUCUCUUCGUAGCCAAGUUUUUUGGUCGUGCUGACCUUAUGUCUUUCAUUUCUAACGUCCCUCAACCACAAAGACCCGCUUUGUUUCAAUCUCUCUUGUUUGAAGCGUGUGGACGAACGGUUAAUCCCGUUAACGGUGCUGUUGGCCUUUUAUGGACAGGAAACUGGCACGUGUGUCAAGCGGCUGUUGAAACCGUUCUCCGCGGCGGAACCCUUGGGCCUAUACCGGAGCUUCUAUGUUUAGAUGACGCAUCCGAAGGGGAGGUCACGUGUAACGACGCGCGGAGGAUCCGAGAUCCGAACUCGAGUUUCCGGUUCGUGAGUUCCGGUGGUAAACGCAAGCGAUUGAGUGAAGCUGCGAAGAUUCAGACUCAGACGACGACUGAUCUUAAUCUCCGGUUGACUCCAUGUUUUCUUCAGAACGCGUUGACCAACAGUUACCGGAGGGACGUUUGUCGGCAGGGGACACCGUCGUUGAAUUCUGAGGAAUCUGUGACGACGACGACGACGUGUUUGGAGAGUGGGAACGGAGAUGAGUACGUUCACGACGGAGACCGGAAAGUUCUUAACCUUUUUGUUUGAGGGAUAUUUCUUCUUUAUGAGAUUCGUGUUUUUUGUUUCUGGAUCGUGCGAUUAAGGGCUUGUGAGCACGCUAUUUUUGUCUUUUUUUUAGUGAUUUCUUUUACCGGAAAAUAAUUCCGGUGAGAUUUUGUAAAACGCCGGCACAUGAUUUUUCUCUGUUCUUUUAUUAACAGGGAGAAAGAUGAAGGUUAGUCGGUGAGGAUUUUUUUUUUUUAAAAAAAAAUCUGUCAAACAUGUUGCUAUGAAGGUGUGACAUGAAUAUUAAAUAAUUAAAUCCUAAAGUAAAAACAUAUUUUCUUUUUAUUAUUA